This is a messenger RNA of Lotus japonicus, 1062 nucleotides long. Its product is annotated as peptidyl-prolyl cis-trans isomerase CYP21-1. Gene Ontology annotation, molecular function: peptidyl-prolyl cis-trans isomerase activity. Gene Ontology annotation, cellular component: intracellular membrane-bounded organelle. The coding region runs from base 195 to 866 and encodes 223 amino acids. The record is from RefSeq and is a predicted model, not a curated record. The transcript has 7 exons. NCBI's taxonomy places the organism in Eukaryota, Viridiplantae, Streptophyta, Magnoliopsida, Fabales, Fabaceae. Gene Ontology annotation, biological process: protein folding; protein peptidyl-prolyl isomerization.
AGUUUGUUUUUACUUGUUGUGUUCCUCUGCUUCCACACCAUUACGAAGGGAACCUCUAUCUUCAUCUUCAGCAACUUCGCCACAGACAAAGCGCUCCACGUUACGUUUUAUCUUGAUUCUUCCAUGGAGGAGGAUCAUAGAGUUUCGAUCUUUGCUUGAUUGGGCAUAACGGAGCAAAGUGGGCAGUGAAAGCAAUGCGUAGAGUGAUCGGGUUUCUCGCUCAACCGCGAUUCCUCCUUCUCUUCAUUGUUCUCUCUAUUUUCCUCAUUUUCGCUUUCUCUGGUUCUAAAACGGCCGAGGAGAUAAUAGAAGAGGAGCCCGAAAUUACACACAGAGUAUUCUUGGAUAUUGAUGUUGAUAAACAGCGUUUAGGUAGGCUCGUGAUUGGAUUAUAUGGCCAAGUUGUGCCAAAAACUGUAGAAAAUUUUAGAGCUUUGUGCACAGGGGAGAAAGGUGCGGGUGCAAAUGGCAUAAAACUUCAUUACAAAGGAACGCCAUUUCAUCGGAUAAUAUCUGGUUUCGUAAUUCAGGGUGGGGAUAUUGUUCAUCAUGAUGGCAAAGCAUCUGAAUCUAUUUAUGGUGGAACCUUUCCUGAUGAGAAUUUCAGGAUUAAACAUUCUCAUGCUGGUGUUGUCUCUAUGGCAAAUUCAGGACCUGAUUCCAAUGGCUCACAGUUUUUCAUUACCACAGUGAAGGCCAGUUGGUUGGAUGGAGAACAUGUUGUCUUUGGCAAGGUUGUUCAAGGCAUGGAUAUUGUGUUUGCAAUUGAAGGGGGAGCCGGAACCUACAGUGGAAAACCCAGAAAGAAAGUAGUGAUUGCAGACUCCGGAGAAAUACCCAAGAGCCGGUGGGAUGAGGAAAGUUGAACUUCCUUGUUUUAGUGACUGACAUUAGCAUGCCUGGGUUAUAUAGUUUGUCACACUAAACCCCAGUUUGAGUAGCUGGAUUUCAUUUACACAACAUGUUUGGCAAAACCAUGAUUUGGUUUUGUUGUGUCUGAACAUGAUUUCAGGUCUCAGACCAUGAUUUAAUUAGAAAAAGUUUCUUUUCCUUUGAGUCAAA